AUGUUGGGCGCGCGCCUGCACCGCGGUGGCCGUCGGGCUCCAGGAAACCGCUCCCAGGCGGCGCGCGCUGGCAGGUGGGGCUGCGGCCGCGGGCAGGCGCCGCUGGGCUCGCCGGUUCUCCUGGGCUCACUGGGUGGCCCCAGGAUCGCACGCGCGCUGCCAGCCCGGCCUGAGGAGGAGGGCCGGUCUGGUCUUGCGGCCCGCCCCGCUUUUCCUCGGAAGGGAGAUCGGGUGCUGGCAAGGGCACCCUCUAUCAGGGCAGUCGCCUGUCUCCAUUGCCGCCACAUACUAUGCAGAGGCAAGCCCUGGAGGCAGUCGGCCCUCUGUGGUCCCCUAAGGGUAACACAUUCAUCCUCGGUCAUCACCCUCCCCCAACCUGGACCAUGCUCUCCGCACCUCAUUGUCAGUUCCCGGUCCCUGUCUCUCUGGGCUGAUGACUUUGCUGCUUGCCACGGAGAGAAAAUUAAUCCAAGAGAUGACGCCUACCUCCCCAAGUCUCCGCGGGCCCCGGGGUGGCGGGGGGAAUCUGCUCUGCAAGUCUUCUCUACUCAAAUUUCGGUUUCUUCCACCCUGCAUCCCACCCUUGAUUAUAAAUAUGGCCAAGAGGUCAGGAGCGGCCUACAGCAGCUCCUCCUGCCUGGCGGCGUGGGCCCGGGCGAGCAGCCCUGCUUCUGGACGCUUUACCGAUUUGUUACAACUCAAGCAAGGGCCAGCAGAAAUUCUCUUUUGACAGAUGUAAUGGCUGCUUAUCAAAGAUUCUGUUCUCGACCCCCAAAAGGAUUUGAAAAAUACUUUCCUAAUGGAAAAAAUGGAAAAAAAGGUAGUGAACCGAAAGAAAUUAUGGGAGAGAAAAAAGAAUCAAAGCCAGCCGCUACCACACGCUCUUCUGGAGGAGGAAGUGGUGGUGGUGGAAAACGAGGUGGCAAGAAAGAUGCUUCUCACUGGUGGUCCAAGUUCCAGAAGGGUGACAUUCCAUGGGACGACAAGGAUUUCAGGAUGUUCUUCCCCUGGACUGCUCUGUUCUGGGGUGGAGUCAUGUUUUACUUGCUGCUCAAGAGAUCUGGGAGAGAAAUCACUUGGAAGGACUUUGUCAAUAACUAUCUUUCAAAAGGAGUAGUAGACAGACUGGAAGUCAACAAGCGUUUUGUUCGAGUGACCUUUACACCAGGAAAAACUCCUGUUGAUGGGCAAUACGUUUGGUUUAAUAUUGGCAGUGUGGACACCUUUGAAUGGAAUCUGGAAACUUUACAGCAGGAAUUGGGCAUAGAAGGAGAAAAUUGGGUACCUGUUGUCUACAUUGCUGAAAGUGAUGGCUCUUUUCUGCUGAGCCUGCUGCCUACGGUGCUCAUCAUCGCCUUCUUGCUCUACACCAUCAGAAGAGGGCCUGCUGGCAUUGGCCGGACAGGCCGAGGGAUGGGCGGACUCUUCAGUGUCGGAGAAACCACUGCCAAGGUCUUAAAGGAUGAAAUUGAUGUGAAGUUCAAAGAUGUGGCUGGCUGUGAGGAGGCCAAGCUAGAGAUCAUGGAAUUUGUGAAUUUCUUGAAAAACCCAAAGCAGUAUCAAGACCUAGGAGCAAAAAUCCCAAAGGAUGCCAUUCUCACUGGUCCUCCAGGCACUGGGAAGACGCUGCUAGCUAAGGCCACAGCCGGAGAAGCCAAUGUCCCCUUCAUCACCGUUAGUGGAUCCGAGUUUUUGGAGAUGUUCGUUGGUGUGGGCCCUGCUAGAGUCCGAGACUUAUUUGCCCUUGCUCGGAAGAAUGCCCCUUGCAUCCUCUUCAUCGAUGAAAUUGAUGCGGUGGGAAGGAAGACAGGAAAAGGCAACUUUGGAGGGCAGAGUGAGCAGGAGAAUACACUCAACCAGCUGCUGGUGGAGAUGGAUGGUUUUAAUACAACAACAAAUGUCGUCAUUUUGGCUGGCACCAAUCGACCAGAUAUCCUGGACCCUGCGCUGCUUAGGCCGGGGCGUUUCGACAGGCAGAUCUUUAUUGGACCACCAGACAUAAAAGGAAGAGCUUCUAUUUUCAAAGUUCAUCUCCGACCACUAAAACUGGACAGUACCCUGGAGAAGGAUAAAUUGGCAAGAAAACUGGCAUCUUUAACUCCAGGGUUUUCAGGUGCUGAUGUUGCUAAUGUCUGUAAUGAAGCUGCGUUGAUUGCUGCAAGGCAUCUGUCAGAUUCCAUAAAUCAGAAACACUUUGAACAGGCAAUUGAGCGAGUGAUUGGUGGUAAGAAAACUGAACAUAACUCAAGUGGAAAGGCUGAUAAAAUGAAUUUGAGGCCAGGGAUUUCUCUGUUUGGGCAAGAACUAGAAGCAAAGAAAGUGCAUCCACUCAGCCCUGGGGCUCACCAUACUUGUGCUCUCUUGAUGUCAUGGCCCCUCCCAUGCCUCCCCUCCCUCUCCUCCUUCUUCCCCCCACCGUCCCCUGCCACCUGCCCUCUGCAUGGAGGUCUAUGGUGCUGGUUUCCUAAAAAGUCCUCUUACACUCAUAGAACUGCUCUACAUUUGGCCUGUGCCAGUGGCCAUGUGAAAGUGGUCACUCUCCUUGUUAGCAGAAAAUGCCAGAUUGAUAUCUGUGACAAAGAACACAGAACGCCUUUGAUACAGGCUGUCCAUUGCCAGGAAGAGGCUUGUGCCGUUAUUCUGCUGGAAUAUGGCGCCAAUCCAAACCAUAAGGAUAUCUACGGCAACACUGCUCUCCAUUAUGCUGUGUAUAGCGAGAGCACCUCGCUGGCAGAAAAACUGCUUUUCCAUGGUGCAAAUAUUGAAGCACUGGACAAGGUAUAG
Molecule: messenger RNA, 2784 nt
Organism: Symphalangus syndactylus (siamang)
Lineage: Eukaryota; Metazoa; Chordata; Mammalia; Primates; Hylobatidae
Product: AFG3-like protein 2
Biological process (GO): mitochondrial protein processing
Cellular component (GO): m-AAA complex; membrane
Molecular function (GO): ATP hydrolysis activity; ATP binding; metalloendopeptidase activity
Source: RefSeq, a predicted model, not a curated record